AUGUCUUAUGUAUGUAUGUAUGUAUGUAUGUAUCUAUCUAUCUAUCUAUCUAUCUAUCUAUCUAUCGUCUUCAGAUGUAACUCAGUAUUUUCCUUAUCUAUCUAUCUAUCUAUCUAUCUAUCUAUCUAUCUAUCUAUCUAUCUAUCUUGUUCUCUUCAGAUCUAUCUCUGUCUUUUCCUUAUCUAUCUAUCUAUCUAUCUAUCUAUCUAUCUAUCUAUCUAUCUAUCAGAUCUAAUCUAUCUCUUUAUCUAUCUAUCUAUCUAUCUAUCUAUCUAUAUAUAUAUAUAUAUAAUUAUUCUUUUUAUAUUUAUAUCUACGUGUUUAUUUUUAUAUCUAUCUUAUUUAUCUAUCUAUCUAUCUAUCUAUCUAUCUAUCUAUCUAUCUAUCUAUCUAUCUGCUUAUUCUUUAUCUAUCUAUCUAUCUAUCUAUCUAUCUAUCUAUCUAUCUCAUCUGGUUAUAUCUCUGUCAACGCCUUCUUUUCUCUGUUUAUAUUUAUAUCUACAUCUUCUUUUCGUAUCCAUCUAUCUAUCUAUCUAUCUAUCUAUCUAUCUAUCUAUCUAUCUAUCUAUCUAUCUAUCUAUCUAUCUAACAUUAAAUAGUACUCUUCUGAUUCUCCCACCUCUUCCGUCUCCUCUUGCUACCACUCACACCCCAUCAUCACUUCCCAUCUUGGUUCUUUCUUUCUAUUCAUCAACGUCUUUUCUUUGCAUGUUCACUGUUUUCUUUCUUUCUUUCUUUCUUUCUGUUCUCUUUCUUUCCAUUCAUCUUCAUUUCUUUCUUUCUUUCUUUUCUCUUUCUUUCCCUUCAUCUUCCUUUCUUUCUUUCCUUCUUUCUUUUUUUCUUUCUUUCUUUUCUCUUUCUUUUCUCUUUCUUUCCAUUCAUCUUCAUUUCUUUCGUUCUUUCUGGCUUUCUUUCUUUCUUCUGUUUUCAUUUUUAAUAUUUUCUUCUAUUUUCUUUCUUUCCCUUCGUCUUCAUUUCUUUCUUUCUUUCCUUAUUUCUUUGUUUGUUUCUUUCUUUCUUUUAAUCAUUCUUUCUUUCUUUCUUAAUAUUUUCUUCUAUUCCCUUUCUUUCCAAUCAUCUUUGUAUCGUUUUGUCUUAUUUUCUAAUUACUUAUUUUCAUUCUUUCUUUCUUUCUUUCUUUCUUUCUUUCUUUCUUUCUUUCUUUCCAUUCAUCUUCAUUUCUUUCGUUCUUUCAUUCUUUCUUCUCCAUUUUCAUUCUUUUUUCAUUCUUUUAAAUUUUAUUUUCCUACAUUUCCAUUCUUUCUCCUCCUCCUUCUCCUCUUACUCCCCCUCUCUCUCCACCUCCACUUUCUUCUCUUUCCACUUCUUGCUCCUCCUUCUCCUCCUCAUUCUUCUUCUUCUUUCUCCCCUCCCUCGUCCUCUUGCUUCUUCCUCCUCCUUAUUCUCUUCAUUCUUCAUUCUUCUUCUUCUUCUUCUUCUUCUUCUUCUUCUUCUACUACUACUACUACUACUACUACUACUUUUCACCCUACUCAUCUCUUCUUCUUUCUCCUUCGUCUUCUUUCUUCUCCUCCCACUCCUCCUCGUAUACUCUUCCUCUUUUUCUUAAAUCCAAUAAUUGCGUUAUACAUAAAAUCAUCUAUCUAUCUAUCUAUCUAUCUAUCUAUCUAUCUAUCUAUCUAUCUAUAUAUUCUAUUCGUGUAUACAUCAUAA
Molecule: messenger RNA, 1674 nt
Organism: Acanthosepion pharaonis
Lineage: Eukaryota; Metazoa; Mollusca; Cephalopoda; Sepiida; Sepiidae
Source: the annotation of a GenBank genome assembly